This is a messenger RNA of Eucalyptus grandis, 762 nucleotides long. RefSeq names its product F-box/LRR-repeat protein At3g59200-like. The record is from RefSeq and is a predicted model, not a curated record. Gene Ontology annotation, molecular function: protein binding. The coding region runs from base 1 to 762 and encodes 253 amino acids. Lineage: Eukaryota; Viridiplantae; Streptophyta; Magnoliopsida; Myrtales; Myrtaceae. The transcript has 2 exons.
AUGGGGGUGGUGGUGAUGGCCGCGAGGUCAUCGAUGAUUAGGCAAGAGCCGACGACCACCGCCGACCGAGGUAAAGCAUGGGAGAGGAUCCUCCGACGACCGGCCGGAUUGCACCCAAGGGAACCGACCUCCUCCUUCUCCUUCGAGCCUGGGGAUCUCAUCAGCGCCUUGCCGGACGCUGUGAUCCACCACAUCUUCUCGUUUCUGCCGCUCAAAGACAUCGUCAAGACCAGUGUCCUCUCCAGGCAGUGGCGGUCCACGUGGACCACCACCACCCACCUAGUCUUCUAUGGAUUCCGGCCUCGCAAUCACGUAGCCUGCUCCUCGGACUUCCGGUCCAUCCUCGACAGCAUCCUGAUCCAGUGCACCUCGCCUGCAACGAAGAGGUUCCACAUCACCAACUUUAAGUACGAGGCCGACCGCGCCAAGCUCGACUUCUGGCUCCGUUUUGUGGUGGGGUGCCGUGUGGAAGAUCUCUUCCUGGAGCUGAUCACCACCAAGUCGCGGUUCGUGUAUGUAGUGCGGCCGUUCUUGCAUUGCUCGAGUUGGUUGGUGCGCCUGGAAGUCAGUUGGUGCCGUUUCUCAUUGGGUACUACCACUAGGUUGCCUUGUCUCGAGUUCUUGUCGAUGGCAUAUGUGGAGUUGGAAUCAUCAGGGAAGUCCUGUUUUAGUGACCCUUAUGUUGCGCAGCUGCUGGGCUGCGAAGAACAUUGUAAUAAAUUCACCGAGUGUGAAACAGUUGGUGCUCACCGGUUUAUCUAA